Salvelinus sp. IW2-2015 is the source of this 4958-nucleotide messenger RNA. The record is from RefSeq and is a predicted model, not a curated record. NCBI's taxonomy places the organism in Eukaryota, Metazoa, Chordata, Actinopteri, Salmoniformes, Salmonidae.
GUCAUCGCUACCAGAGAGGAAGAGGCGAACGAAAGGGUCCACUUUCGUCAAAAUUUGUCCAAGCGGUAAUAAGCAGACCGCCUGCAUUUCCGAUUUUGGGACAACGCCUCCAAUUGUUGGMGCGGAAACAAGACCAUCUCGUCAUUAUUAUUAUACAGUGUAGCUAACGGAAAACUACGGCACGUGGGGGCGGGUUACCGAACAUUCUUUUUGUGUAACACUGAUGGUACAUAAGCAGGUAGUAUGAUAACUUGCAGGUCAAUGUUGCGGUGGGUUACRGGGAGUUUAGGGCAUAUUAGUCUGCAUGUUAAUUACGAGUAGAUCGGGGCAUUUCAUCUUGUGAUAUGUCAGGCAGUUAUUGAAUGAGAUGUCUGAUGCCUACAGUCUAGAUAGCGCACGUCGUAGACUUAAGCUACUUGCAAUACAAUUGUGUUUCAUAAGGAAUUUAGUUGUUGGGAUUGUCUUUAAUUGACUUAGACAUAUCUUAGUCGUGUGUCUUAUCAAUGUCUUGCUCUAUGRUUUGUCAUAAUAUGCAGAAUAACGGUUCUGAAAGACAGGUUCUCUCUCGUCACAUUUAGCGUGUGUGUAAAUUUGAGUGAUAUUAUCUGUUUAGUAAUAGUAGCAUAAUAGCCCAUAGCGUAAUUGAACUUGUUUGGUGGGAGUUAAAGACUACUAGUUUACACGUUAAAAUGGGAGUGGGGUCCGAAAAUGCAGCAUCCACCACCAAACUAUCCAUUCGCCAUGGGGUUUACAAAGAGGAGACGAAUAUCGAUCUGAAAGCACCCUUAAACGUAGAGGGUAUGUUACCAAAGAAAGUGGGGCACAUGACUGCAGAAAGAGCCAUCUGGGGCCGCCGCCUUGAGUUUGUCCUUGCAUCCGUGGGGUACGCGGUUGGACUUGGGAACGUGUGGCGGUUUCCAUACCUCUGCUACAGGAGCGGUGGAGGGGCCUUCCUCAUUCCUUACUUUCUCAUGCUGUUUCUGUGUGGAAUCCCACUGCUCUUCAUGGAGUUUGCCAUUGGGCAGUACACCCGACUGGGACCAGUGCACGCUCUAGCCAAAAUCUGCCCCUUGUUCAAAGGUGUMGGCAUUGCCACAGUCGUGAUCUCCUUUGUGCUCUGCACCUACUACAACGUUCUCAUGAGCUGGGCGCUCUACUACCUCUUCAACUCAUUCCGAGCCCCCUUCCCCUGGCAGUCCUGCAACAACACCUGGAAUGCUGUUGGUAACUGCUCCAUCGGUUUCCCUGGCAACACCACCCACUUGCAUUCGGCCAGUCAGCAAUACUUUGAUCACAGGCUUCUGGAGAUAACCAAUGGUAUUGAGGAGGCAGGAGGKCUACGCUGGGAGCUGUUUGGCAUCCUUAUCCUGGCCUGGGUCAUUGUUUACUUGUGCAUCUUCAAAGGUGUCAAAUCCACUGGCAAGGUUGUUUAUUUCACRGCCACGUUCCCAUACUUCAUGCUGUUUGUCUUGCUCAUCAAUAAUGUCCAGCUUCCUGGAGCCAAGAAUGGGAUGCUUUACUUCCUGAAGCCUAAGUGGAGCAAGCUGCUUGACGUUCAGGUGUGGGUUAACGCUGCAGCCCAGGUAUUCAACUCCAUUGGAAUAGGAUUUGGUACCAUGAUCUCCAUGGCCAGUUACAACAAGUUCAACAAUAACAUCCUCAGGGACACAUUGAUUGUCUCCUUAGCUAACUCGGCCACCAGUAUCCUGGCUGGUUUUGUGAUAUUCUCAGCCAUUGGCUACAUGGCUCAUGUCCACAACCUCCCAUUGGUGUUUGUGGUGUAUCCAGAGGUCUUCUCCACUAUGCCUCUGCCCCAGUUGUGGGCUCCUCUGUUCUUCUUCAUGCUUCUCUGCCUGGGACUGGACAGUCAGUUUGCUAUGGUGGAGGUGGCGGUGACGUCCWUAAUGGACGGCUGUGGCCCCAAGGUGCUGCGUGUCCUGAAGAGGCAGGAGAUCAUCGUUCUGGCUGUCUGUGUUAUCGGCUUUCUUCUAGGCAUUCCUCACAUCACUAAGGGGGGAAUGUACGUGUUCCAGCUGAUGGACCACUACACUGCUGUGGUGUCUCUCAUGUUCCUGGCCUUCUUUGAGGUCCUCGCUGUCUGCUGGGUUUUUGGACUGCGGCGGAUGACCAUCGUGAUCAAGAGGAUGUUGGGAAAGGCUCCCAACAUCUAUUUCCGCUCCUGCUGGAUGUUCUUCUCCCCUGUGCUGGUCCUGUGCAUUCUGAUCUCCAGCAUCGUCCAGUACACGCCCGCUCGCUAUGGGAAGUCCUACACAUACCCUGUCUGGGCAGAGGUGGUGGGCUGGGGAAUCUCCCUGAUCUCCAUCGUGUGGAUCCCCCUGGGAGCCCUGCACGAGAUCUGCAGAAAUAAGGGCACACUGAUGCAGAGGAUAAAAACAGCCAUGACUCCUACAAUAGAGUUGGACCCUGUCAACRAUCUACCAGAGAAGCAGAGAGUGGACAUACCGGAGUCUGUUGUCUUUAUCACUCCUCUGUGAACAGGGACAAAAGCACUGUGUCUAGGUUUGUGAGUCACGGUGACUGUGUGAGUGCUCUAUUAGGAUAGGGAGGUGGGGAGGUUGUUGGGUAGUUUAUGUAAAUAACUUUUUUAAGUAUUUACCCAAAUAUUUAUUCUAUGAAUCACUGAUAACAUGACACCUUACCUAUAGUGAAAUAGACAGGGUAAACAGUCAAGGUAAAACCAUUAGUUAUGGACCUCAAAGAUGUCCUUCAAGUGCCAUGACAUGUCCUUGUUCUGAAGCACUUUAUUGCCUUACAGGUACUGGAUACCCAAGUGCUUACACACACUUUUUUAUACUACAAGCAUUACAGGGUAGCCUACUCUGACACUUACAAACAUAUUAAUAAAAACGAUGAUGUCUGAUUCAUAUAAUUGGACAACGAAAAGGGGAGACACCAAUACAAUAUGACGUCCAUCUAACCUGGAGGAGGAAAUGAUUGUCCAAAAACAAAAAGUGGCGCAGACCCAAUGACAACGACAGUGAAAAUGCACACUCACCUGGGAUAUGGCCGAUGUUCUCCGCUGGUUCCAAUAAGAUGGGCUACAGGUUGGAGGCUAUGCAAUUUAAAACAAUCAACAGCUUUUUUUUAAGAAGCUAUUGAUCCUCUGUGGCCAAAUCAUGCUUUCUGGUGUAGCCUAUUUGAGAGGAUCAAGCUAAUUAGGCUAUAUCAUUUUGGCAAUUUUAAUGAAAUUUACUUUAGGGAWAGCUUAGCUUCCCAUAGCCAAACACAACGUUUUCAUCUGAUUGUCAAACAAUCACUUAACAAAGGCGCUCUUGUAGGCUACACGCGCACGCACGCACAUUCAUCCAAUCCAAACCCCAACAGUGCAACCGCAAUUCGAUGAAUGGAAAGAGACAUCUGUUAUAAAACAUCUAGGUGUAUGGUAAGGACAUUCUGUGAUUGCCAUUAGGCCUACACUUGUAGCCUGAAUUGAUGCAUCCACUGUUGUCCACGCGCGCCUCUGUGUCCGCCACUCAUCUCCGCCUUUUCCGUGUGCGUCUCCGCCACUCAUCUCCGCCUUUACAAAGUGGAGGCUAAGUGUUCUCCUCAAACUACAAUGCAAUUUGGCGCAUAUACCACCCAAUUUCAAGUCCAUUUGCAAAUUGUUCAUGCUGCUGACAUGCAGUAAUGUUAAAUAAUGGUGUAAUAGGCUCACGUUUUACCGCCUUACUUUCACCCCUGAUUAUGAUAUGGUAAAACAUCAUAUUCAUCAUGCCACAAGACUAUGAACUACGGAGAACAACUCGUCCCUCUGGUAAUCUCUUCAACCAGCUCUUCUCCCCGCUGGACCUAACAUAUUGUGUCUCCCAACAUAAAUUGACAAACAAUUUUCACCAAAUGUAAAAACCAAUGUAGCCAAUACACACACAAGCGAUAGCGGCAUAUUUCAUAUCAUCCGACAAAAUGACACACUGAUCAACUCAGCCUUAGACCGAUGAAGCAUCCACAGUUACAACCAAUAGGUGGCCGCUCAAUGCAACAAAUGAUGGCUAGGCAAAUCAGCGAGAAAACAAACCUUUUCCCAGACCYAUUUCAUGGACUAAGGUCCACAUUGAAUCAACAUCUUCACCUUGUGGCCAAGGUUUUUACUCACCGUGAGGUCAGAUGGGGCUCAGGUGAAUAUUGAUCAACAAAGUAAAAAUCUGUUGUUCUGCCCCUGAACAAGGCAGUUAACCCACUGUUCCCCGGUAGGCCAUCAUUGUAAAUAAGAAUUUGUUCUUAAAACUGACUUGCCUAGUUAAAUAAAGGUAAAAAAUAUAUAUGCAAUUAGAUGUAUAGAGGAGAGGUUAACUGUGAGGAGGGAAACCACUGCAGUGCUGCUAUGACAUCCGUUAGUGGGGAGAGUCCAAUGUUCUGACGGUGGGGAGUGGGGAGUUAGUGGGGAGUGUCCAAUGUUCUGACAUCAUUCAUCAGCAGUUUUUACACUUGAAUGGACAUGGAAGUUUUGGGGUUCUGGUUGGAGUUUUCUAUUUUACUUUCUCUGCCACAGUUUGUGCCUCAGUUGUGUGUCUUCGUGUUUGUUACAUCAAUGACAUUGGAUCUCAGCUUUACAAGGAGUGCCUUUUGUCAUUAAAAGAUCCAAUGACAUUAGACUAUGGGACUGAAAAGCUCAAAGAAAUAAAUAUGAUUAGACAUGAUUUAGAUGGUCAAAUGUAUGAAAUAAAUAUUAUUAGACAUGAUUUAGAUGGUCAAAUGUAUGAAAUAAAUAUGAUUCGACAUGAUUUAGAUGGUCAAAUGUAUGAAAUAAAUACAAUGGGCUAUUUUGAGGGGUCACAUAAAUAUGUGACUAAGUGAAGAUACGUUUGCCACCUGCCACAAGUGCCAUGUAUCAAAAAUAUUGAUUUUGGGUUGUCAAUAUUUGAUGAAAAUACCAAAAAUAUAUCAUAGAGAUUAUCACCAACCCAUCUUAAGGAUCAUUAAAAAAUUCACACAAUUAU